AGUCAAUGCACUGUAUUUCAAAACAGCAGAAACAUUUCCUUAAUAAGAAGCUCACUUUGGAACUGUAGACAGAAGUUUAAAUUAAGAUGACAGCUCAAACAAAUAAAGGAAUACCUUUAAGUUCAAUUAAUCCACGAUAUCUGCACUCAAACUCCACUAGCCACACCUGGCCCUUCAGUGCUAUAGCAGCACUCAUUGACAACGCUUAUGACCCAGACGUCAAUGCAAAACAAUUUUGGAUAGAUAAAACUUUGAUCAAAGACCAGGCCUGCCUUAUGUUAACGGAUAAUGGAAAAGGCAUGGAUUAUGAUAAGAUGCACAAAAUGCUCAGUUUUGGUUUCAGUGAUAAGAAGACAGUAAAAGGCCAUACCCCAGUGGGCCAGUAUGGUAAUGGUUUUAAGUCAGGCUCCAUGCGUUUGGGGAAGGAUGCCAUCAUCUUCUCAAAGAAAGCUGGCACCAUGUGUGUGGGUCUAUUGUCACAGACUUAUCUUGAGAAGAUAAAAGCAGAGAAUGUCAUAGUACCUAUUGUCGAGUUCACCAGCACUGGACACACAGAUGUCAGUGUUGCACCAGAGUAUGAGGAGUGCCUUCAUGAUAUCCUGACACAUUCUCUGUUUAACACAAAAGAAGACCUGCUGUCUGAGUUCAGUGUCAUUGAUGUGUUGUGCAACAAAUCAAAAAGUGGAACCCGCAUCAUCAUCUGGAACCUGCGCAGAACAUUUACAGGAAACUUGGAAUUUGACUUUGAAAGGGACCGCUAUGACUUGCAAAUUCCUGCUGAUGUGUACGAAAGCACCAGGGAGACAAAAAAGCAGCAGGCAGGGACUAUCAUGUCAGUGCCAGAGAGUGAAUAUUCAUUGCGGGCAUACUGUAGUAUCCUUUACCUGAAGCCAAGAAUGCAGAUCAUCCUUCAAGGGCUGAAGGUUAAGGCUCAGUAUGUGACUAAAACUCUAGCAAAUGUCGUAAAAGACUCGUACAAACCUGUGUGUAAUCCUACCCUUAAAAAGGGAAUAACAAUCUCAUUUGGCUUCAACACAAGGAACAAAGAGCACUAUGGAUUGAUGAUGUACCACAAAAACCGCCUCAUCAAAGCCUAUGAGCGUGUUGCCUGUCAGCGCAGGGCCAACAGUACAGGAGCAGGAGUUAUCGGAGUGAUCGAGUGUAAUUACCUUACACCAACUCACAACAAGCAGGACUUUGACAGUACAGAUGAGUAUAGGAGAACCUUGCUAAGUGUAGGUAGCAAGCUUGAGGAAUAUUGGAAAGAAGUACGCCACAGUUUUAAGGACUGCCCUGAUGUUCUGGAAGAUAUUGUGUAUCUGCCAGAUCAAAACUGGGUUCAGUGUGAUCAGUGCUUGAAGUGGCGAAAACUUCCAGACUGUGUUGAUAUUAAGCGGCUCCCUAAAGCGUGGUUCUGCAAAAUGAACUCUGACCCCCAAUACAGGAGUUGUGAAGCUGAAGAAGAGCCUGAUUCAAUCGAUGAACAACAGGGAUACCAGGAAACAGAAAGUUCAGGAAACUACAAACAGGAUUGUGCAGCUGAAGAAGAAUCUGAGGAUUCAGACGAUGAACAACAGGGAUACCAGAAAACCUACAAACAGGAUGAGAAAAAUAAAAAAAUACAAGAAAAGAAGAGCAGUAAGCAGGUAAUGUCAUGAUGGUUCAUCGUUAUAGUGAAUCAGUUAUCCCUAGUAGUAGAUGGAUUGUUUUUUUUUUUUUUCUUUCUGUGUAUUAAUCUUGGGACAGCUCAUUUUUAUGUUAAGUGAUUGCCCUUAGUGCAGCUAUUUAAAUGUAUGUGAUGAGUUGUUCUAUAUUGCUUUAGGAAGGUAACCGUCUGGGUUUUUAUUUAUUGAGUCACCUUUUGAUAUUUAGUUUAUCGUCUUCUAUUGAGGAAGGUGCAGGCAUCUGCUCUGAUACAGCAUCAGUAAUUUCAUGUAAAAUUGAUCUACUGCAGCACAUUCAUUGCAGGGCACCAUGCAUACACAUAUACCCAUUAACAGACAGUUUAAAGCCACUAAUUCCUCUAUCAGAGUGUUUUUAAAGGGGGAAGGAAACCUAAACCUAAAGCUGUAACACUGUUUCAUCACACAAAGAUUGUCUGAAGUCGUGCAUAAUCCUUAUAUUAACUAGGGCUGAAAUAAAUGCACAUAUUGAUCACAUUUGUAGAACUGUAAUUGCUUGAUUAAUUAAAUAUUCACAGUUUCAACGGUUCUGUAUGCUUCAUUUAUAUGUUUUUUCGCUAUCAGCAGAGCCCUAGCCCCAAGACAUCCUGCCAAACACCAUCCGGCUCUGAGCUCAUUUCCUCUUCUGACACAGAAACUCGCUCCAGAUCUCUUGAUAACACUUUUGCUGACACUCAGGGCACUGCUCAACCUUCUGCUCCCACUAGGAAGAAGACAGCCCUGGUCCCAAAUCAAGACAGCCCUCCUAAAACGAAAGCUAGAGGAAAAGGUUUUAGUACCACACCAGAUAGUUUUCUAAAGGCUAGAGAUGGUAAGGAAGCACAAUUUGAAGAUUAUGGGAUUAACAAGAGCACAGUGAAGAAGGAACAGAGCAAUGAAUUCAAAAACAUCAGCACUGAGGACCAGCAAAACUAUGGUCAGUAUCUGCAGGCCAUGGAGAAGAUCAAGGAGCUCCAAAAUAAGGUGGACAGGCUAAAAAAUGAGAACCACACUUUCUUGACCAGCCUGCAGAACGAUUUAGAGGGGAUAAAAAAAGAAAUUGAAAAAGUGAAGGUGAAUGUGGCAGAUCAACAGGUCCAGACAGAUUUUCCCUCCUUCCAUGAGGAAAGUACAGUAACUUCAGCAGAAGCCUCAAAUUCAGGAAGAGGAAGAGACUCACAGGAGCAUGAGACACAGGACAGACCAUAAUAUGGACAAUAAAACAAUAACACACAAUUAUGCAGAAAAUCAGUGUGGUGACAGUGGCUGGUGAGUUUCCUCUGGUACUUCUCAAAAAUAUGCAGAUAAGAUUAAUUUGCAUUCUCACAUUGUGAAUGUUUACUGUAGGUCCUACCACAGUUGUAAAAUGGGAACAAAAACAUUGGUUAUCGCGAUUGGUCUCCCCGGUCCCUACAGAGUCUCCAGGACUACACAGAUUCCUGGAUGGACAAAUGGAAAAUCAGUCACAUUUGUGGUGUCAGCAAGUUAUUACACUUGCAAUUAACUAUGAAACAAUAUGAUAUUAUUAUACUAUCAUUUAAUUAUUAACAAUACAACAUUCUUACUGUAAUUACUACUGUUACUUUCUA
Messenger RNA from Clarias gariepinus (North African catfish), 3250 nucleotides. RefSeq names its product MORC family CW-type zinc finger protein 3-like. NCBI's taxonomy places the organism in Eukaryota, Metazoa, Chordata, Actinopteri, Siluriformes, Clariidae. Gene Ontology annotation, cellular component: PML body; nucleus. The record is from RefSeq and is a predicted model, not a curated record. Bases 87 to 1658 code for a protein of 523 amino acids. The transcript is spliced from 18 exons. Gene Ontology annotation, molecular function: zinc ion binding; ATP hydrolysis activity.